AUGGUGAAACCGGCGGCAAGAAUAGUGAUAAAGUUUCUAGAAUUAUUAGGUUGUGUGGCGUGUGUGAUUACGAAGAUUAUCACCGACCAUGAGUCACGGCGUGUGUUUGUGCGAAACCAGAAGCUAUCGCGAGAAUGGAGCUUGAUACACAACAUAACCUGGAGCAGCGGAGGAAAUGCAUUUACAAACAUCGUCUACGGGGGAUACACGAUAGUCAUCGCACUAAUGCUAAUUACAAGAUGCGUCGAUGCCAAAUCACGUCCGACUUUGUUUGAGAAGAUUGUACUAUCGCUGGGGACACUAUUGUUUUUCGCGGCAGGCGGUCUGGUGUUUGCGUCGAUAGAUCAGGUACAUCCCGAUCUGCAUGAUAAUGCCAUCAUACUCGGAUGCUUGUCGUUCGCCGUGGCGAUCCUGUUCGUUAUCGAUCUGUCUGAUCCGUUGGCGCGCAUGACCGCACACAUGACGCAAACCGAAACAUCUACACUCACCGCAACCGAUACACCCGAUAGGGCAAUUUCGAAAAAAGAUGUCUCCACCGAUAUGGAACCGACGGUAUUUGUCGUUUCCAAGCCGGAUCCAAACGGUCACCUUCUGCAGCCGCUGCAUCAGCACCAGGAUCACGCGCACCAUGAAUAUCCUGACUCACCACUCAACCGAAGCGAAGAAUCGAUCGUCGAACGGAAAGUGUACCCUUCGGCACAGGUUCCAGUGUUUGCGCACGUGCGCGCCCCCGAGGAAAGCCGAAGAAUUGCAGGGAAAGAGAUUAAAUACCUGCCGCGGCACGAUUACCGCGAUAGACGAAACUAUCGAGACGCUGGACCGGCGAGCUAUGCGACGAAUCGUCCAGCGACGAACCAACCAAAUGGCCAACAGACACGGCAGCAGCACACAAGCGUCCCAUCCAGCAGCUACCAUGAUAAUGAUUCGUUCGUCGAAGAUAUUCAGCCGUCACGCAGAAGCACCUACGUACCCGCCGACAAGUUUGACCAGGAAGCGAUGCAGAUGAGCAGCGCACCGAACCACCAUCGAAUGAGACCGCCCCCGCCGACAAAGCCUUUAAACGUAAUUCGAACGCACUUUGGAUCGAAUCACAGCUCACCGAACGAUUCGCAACACAGCGCCGAGUGCAGAUGUUCGCAGCGCAGUACCAGCACGAGAAGGAUGGAAGAUUCUGGCCGGGAUGAGUUCGACUCCCCACCCAUUCGGCCCGGGUUUGUGGCCAAUGCGGCAAAGAAGUGGGAUGAUCGGGCACGCAGCAAAAGUCAACCCAUCGUUGGGCUUAAUACUAUGGUGUAA
Anopheles marshallii is the source of this 1296-nucleotide messenger RNA. RefSeq lists its product as uncharacterized. The transcript is spliced from 5 exons. Lineage: Eukaryota; Metazoa; Arthropoda; Insecta; Diptera; Culicidae. The record is from RefSeq and is a predicted model, not a curated record. Bases 1 to 1296 code for a protein of 431 amino acids.